Molecule: messenger RNA, 3540 nt
Organism: Pseudovirgaria hyperparasitica
Lineage: Eukaryota; Fungi; Ascomycota; Dothideomycetes; Acrospermales; Acrospermaceae
Exons: 3
Coding region: 1-3540 (1179 amino acids)
Molecular function (GO): NAD+ poly-ADP-ribosyltransferase activity
Source: RefSeq, a predicted model, not a curated record
AUGCCACGCAAGGCCUUCAUCGCCGACCUCACGCAGGUUAUUGAGAACACAGCAAUUAACGGUAUCCGCGAUGUACACAAAGGCGACGAUGAUGGCGAAUUUGUCUUUACCGUGGAUAAUGUAGUCGGUUCAGCGAACAUUGAGCUUGUUGCAAAGAUAUCAGAUGUUUCGGAUUAUCCCUCAAGCCAUUCCUGCUUUUUCAUCGCCCCAGACACUGCCCCCGCUGCCAUUGCUAUGAAGCUUGGCGAUUUAUUCGAGCAAACCGCGGGCAAAUCUGUGCAGAAACUGCUACACAUCGUCGCAAAAGCCACACAAUCGCGUCUAGACGAUGACGUCGAGAUGCCAGACUCACAGGAAGCGUAUAGUGAUCUUGAAGAAGAUGAACUCGACAGUGGCCAGGAUGAUAGCGACGAGGAUGAGGGCGAGGACUACUUUCCAGACGAGAUGCUCUCCCUACGACUUCCAAAUCACACUGGACAUUCGUCAGGACAAUUGAUGAUUGAAUCAACCUUGCCAUUUCGUUCUCGCAUACGAUCUGAUCUCCUCAUGGCAAAAGCAGCAGGUUUCAAAGUGGGAGCACUAGCUCAACUCCUCGAUGGAGGUCCUUGCUACGUCACCUUAUCUGUUCGAGUUGGAAAAUUAGGCAUCUCUUGCGAAGCAAUGCAAGCCUGGCAGGUCAAAGCUUCGGAAUAUCUUGUUUUGGUACUACACUAUCCCUACGGCUAUCACUCCAUAGACGCGCUAUUGAAGCUAGGCUCUAAGAGCUGUCGUAGGGCCUUGGAGAUCCGAGUUGGAGUGAGCAACACGUAUAAACCAACACUACCAGAAGCUGUCCACGCCUUCACAUCCCUGGCAAAAGACGAAGCAAAAAACCAGGCAAAUUCAAAUACAGGCUUCCAGCCAUCAGACUUGAAUCUCGGCUUCAGGAAUGCAUUCAUAUCUGGUCCGCUAAACGAGUUUUUAAACGAACGUUUGAUCAAGAUAAUUUCUUACAGAUACAACAGAAUGGCUUGGGGUGGCGCAGAAGAAUUCCUAGCUGAUCAUAUGGCAACUUCUGAGAUCCGCUCAAGCCUUGUGGAUGACAGAUAUCUCGCUGAAGAACAUAUUGCUGCAACUUUCCCUAGCAUCGUCCGAGCAGACCAUAUACAUGACGUCUCGGCCAACCAGCGCCACUCUUUUCCACUCAUAGCCAUGCAAGCUACACUCCGCCAUUUCGUACGCUGUACUGAGUUCUGUCUCGUCUGUUUCCGCAAGCUUCCUAACGAUCUCGAGGCCAUCAAGCCGUAUGUGUGCGACAAUCCGCUCUGUCUCUAUCAAUACAUGUCUCUUGGCUUCGGUCCCAGCAUUGAGCAUGAGAUCCUAGCACAACAUAAAGUUGUUGAUCUGCUCAUAUCCUUUUGUUAUGUCAGCGCCACCGGAGGCGGCUUGAACAGCUUCCCAAGUGGGCUGAGUCUUCUGGUCCCGCCGCCAGCUUCCAGCUCACUCAGUACCAAUAUGGAUUUCGCAGCAAGUUACCCCGGCACAGGCCCGCACAUGGUCGCCAAAUACGACCACAGUGUUCGACAGUUGACCUUUGAAUCAGAAAUAACUUGCCCUAUCCGAAAUGGUGAUUGGAUAGUCGUGCGAAUUCCAAAGAUAGAGGCCGCUCUUCACGCCCGGGUCAUCGAAACUACCUAUUUCCCAGUCGUCACUCUAUCGGAGUUCGUGCAAGCCCCCGAUACGUCAGCAAAAUCAGCCGCUGCCCAGCAGCCAAGACCAGGAGUCAACUCCCCUCCAUAUCCGCAGACCCCUUCUCCAAUUCCGCUGAAUCCUCAGAAGGUGAAUUUAUACCCUUAUAAUCGAAACUUUGAUGAUCUCAACGACGACGACAAGAGGGGUGCAAUAAGCAGUCUACUCGACAUCCUACCUGGCGUUCCCGAAAUGAAAGAUUAUCUUCAACGCAAGGGCGUGGCGUCGUUAGCUAGCUGGAUAGAUCGCGUACCGCCUGCUGCUAUAAGUCUUUUGCGUUGGAUCAUUGCGUCUAGUAGAGCUUGCAUUGUAGAGUGCGAGAGUGGCAAUGGUGAUCCAAACAGAAGAGACGAGCGAGUGUUCGGCAUGGACGGUUGGACACAGUUUAGAUUUGCGAUGGGCGCGCCAGACAAGGAAAGACGAUUCCUCAAUGCAGUACAGACUACUAUGCAGAGAAAAUCACUCACGUAUCCAACACUCUAUGCUUGGCACGGGAGCGCGCUGAACAAUUGGCACGGUAUCAUCAGAGAAGGUCUACACUUCAAGAACAUCGCACAUGGACGUGCGUUUGGCGAUGGAGUAUAUCACUCACUCGAUGCGCGAACUAGCCUAGGCUAUUCUCAUAUGAGCACCUACAGCAGGAAUGGGGCUAGUCCCCGUGUCUGGCCGAGCAGCGAGCUGAAGAUCUCUUCCGCCAUAGCCCUCAACGAGGUUGUCAAUGCGCCCGAUGAAUUUCAGUCCAGAAAUCCUCAUCUUGUUGUUCAGCAUGUAGACUGGAUUCAGACGCGUUACCUCUUCGUCAAGUCUCCAUCGAUGGCAGAUCCGCUGAACGUCGUCAUAGCUCCUACGGAAGCACAGGCCCAGGACCCAGUGAUGACUCCCCAGGGUGAGGGCGGCAAAAUUGUCAUCCCAGCGAAAGCAAACACGCAACGGAAGCGAUCGAAUCCUCUAUCGGCGUCGAUCAAGGCAGGUUUCAAGCGACUAAAGGGGUCAGGCCAGAAGAGUGACCCAAUAUCAAUCGAGGAAGACAUUGAUAUUGACUUUGAUGACACUGCAAGUGUCAACACUUUGCAAGAGGACCUUGAGAUAUUCCGGGAAGAGGAGAGCUCUAUACAUCUUUCACAGCCGUCAAACGAUAGUGGCACAACUGUCGAGAUAUCGCAAACCGAUUUCAUCCCGGGCAAGCUUGAUGCUGAGUCUCUCCCAAAGCUCAUUGAGCCUAUGUGGGCCACUCAUUCGGCUACUAGAAGACUCCAACAAGACUUUAAGGCUGUUCUGAAAGUCCAAGCCAAGGAACCCCUGCACGAACUUGGAUGGUACAUCAAUCCUGAUCAUAUCAACAACAUGUACCAGUGGAUUAUCGAGCUCCACUCGUUCGAAUCCCAUCUACCUCUAGCGAAAGACAUGAAGAAGAAGGAUCUCAGAUCCGUUGUCCUCGAGUUUCGCUUUGGAAAAGAUUACCCAAUGUCCCCACCAUUCGUCCGCGUUGUUCGUCCUCGGUUUCUAGGCUUCCAACAAGGUGGUGGUGGACACGUCACAGCCGGUGGCGCCUUAUGUAUGGAACUGCUCACCAAUACUGGCUGGUCUGCCGUCUCGUCAAUUGAGUCCGUUCUCCUACAAGUGCGCCUCGCAAUGAGCAGCUUAGAUCCCCGACCAGCACGACUCGAGCCGGGACCAGCACGCGACUACUCUAUUGGUGAGGCGGUCGAGGCUUACAUUCGUGCUUGCCGAACACACGGGUGGACAGUACCCGAGGGUUUCAAGGAGCUGGCGUAUGGUGGCGAGCCGGCUUCAGAUCCUCACUUAUUCUGA